This is a messenger RNA of Amphibalanus amphitrite, 2698 nucleotides long. Its product is annotated as E3 ubiquitin-protein ligase NEURL1-like. NCBI's taxonomy places the organism in Eukaryota, Metazoa, Arthropoda, Thecostraca, Balanomorpha, Balanidae. The record is from RefSeq and is a predicted model, not a curated record. The transcript is spliced from 7 exons. Gene Ontology annotation, molecular function: ubiquitin protein ligase activity. Bases 465 to 2189 code for a protein of 574 amino acids.
GAUUUAUUUUGUUGACCCCGCCCGGCGCCCGCGCUCAUUGAUCGCCCUCCCUUCCUUCCUUCCCUGAACACAUUCCAAUGAUAAUCCGCGUAAUAUGCACCUGGCACCGGCGCACGGAAUGACAGGCGAAUGGCGAUAGCCGACGGAAGGUCGAUACGAUCGCCUUUCGUACCUGCCUGAACGCGCCUCUGCGCCCUAGAAUGACGCCCAGAGGUCACACCAGGCGGCGGGCGCGGCCAAUAGGAACGGUUCCCUUAGUAGGGCGGCCGGUUUGGUGGAGUGAGGACUGAGGGGGCUCCGCAGCGCGUCCAACUCGUUGGACGUUGAGGCCUGCAAGGAUUGACGACCCGUGAAUACAGUCUUUCCGGUAGGAUACAGCCAAUGAUACCUACAGCUAAGGAUUCCGGUUAGGUAUACCCGAAUCCGCCUCAGUAAACCGAAGGAAUUGAAGAAUUCUCGAAGACAUGGAAUUGGAACUGCCUCCGAGCGGGAUGCCGCUCAGGUCGGACCCGCCCCCGGUCCCGCUGCGGUUCCAUCGGGUGCACGGCGUCAACAUACGGCUGUCCACGGACCGACGCUGCGCCAGCCGCGUGCCCGCCAACGCGUGCGCCGGGGGUCUGCUGUUCAGCAGCCGGCCACUGGCAGUCAAAGAACAGAUUGUGUUUCGAAUAUCGAUGAUGGGUCCCAUCACGAGCGUAGCGGGCGUCAUUUGCGUGGGCUUUACCACGGUCGACCCGGCCAGCUUCGAACGGCCACCAGUCAGCCGGCUCAUCUCAGACCUGGUUCUGACGCCCGGCUACUGGGGCUCGGCGCUGGAGCCGUGUCUCCAAGAGGUGAACCGGCGGCUGGGCUUCUACGCCACCCCCUGCGGCUCCGCUCGGCUGGAGGUGGACGGGGUGUUCCAUAACCUGAUCUUCAGUGGUGUGGACACGUCUCGACCGUUCUGGGCCGUGAUCGACAUCAUCGGCCCCGUCUUUGGCGUGCAGCUCAUCCCUGACUGGCAGCCCACUCUGCCGGACGACUCUCCCCCUGCUCGGCGUGUAUCGGUGCGCCGCCAGCCGGCCGUCCACUGGACCGGCUCGGCGACUCCCGAGGAUGUCCUGGACUCGUGGGUGCGACAGGAGAGGACGAGGCUCCUCGAGGUACGGCGCACGGACCAGGACGAUGACGUCUACCUGGCGGAGGGUGUCCGUGAUGGGGAGGACACAGUGGAAGUGGGAACGGAUGCUGGAGAGGAGGCUGAAACGGAUAGGGUCGAGAUCGGAGAGGACGCUGUGAAAACGGUCGGACUCAAGCCGUGCCCGCUCAACAGGGACGUGGUAGGCGGCCCAGUGAAGGUGCGGGCCCGCGGCACAGAGGCAUGGCUCAAAGAGGGCACGGCGGGGUACGCCUUCACCGCCGUGCCGCUUCUCCGCGGCACCUGGAUCCGGCUCCGCAUCCUGGAGACCGUCCGUGCCGGACCCGGCGAAUCGACCGCCGGCCUGAGUAUCGGUCUGACCCUGACCGACCCCGACCACCGGAUGGGUCUCCAGCUGCCGGCUGACCCACGGCAGUUCGGCGACGGUACGCAGCUGCUACCGAUCGCCGACGACGUUCUGCGCCGACCCCGAGUCGGUGACCUGGUGGACAUACUGCUGGCUGUGGACGGCGCCAUGCUGGUGACCUCUCGCGGGGAGCCGUAUGACACGGUGCUCGGCGCAGCCACUGCCCUGCCCGUGUGGCUGAUGCUGGGGCUGACUGGUACAGUGCGGGCAGUCAGGAUUCUCGGCACCACUCGUGUCGCCGAGUCCGAGUUUCCUGCCGAGGAGCACCCGGCGGACCAGCCGUGGUGGCCCGACCCGCGGCUGGUCAGCGGGGAGGACGCGCACGGCUCGGUGACCCCGCGGUGGGACGGCCGCAGCGUGUCACCCCAGUGCCGCCACGAGCCCGACGAGCCGGACCCGAUUCCCCGGUGGGUGUGCUCCACAGAGGGGUGCCCGGGUCUGUUCCGUCCCCCUCCCGGCUCGGACGACGAGGGUACCAUGUGUUUUCUGUGUCGCCGGGAGGCGCCGGCCGACGUGGGUCUGGUCUGCGGCCACGGUCAUCUGUGCCGAGCCUGCGCCGCCCAGUGGCUGCUCGACGGACGUCCUCGGGAGUGUCCCAUCUGCGAGCAGCACCGGAGGCGGUUCGAUGAGCUGAAUGCCCAGUAAGGGGCCGCGGCCGCCACACGAGGCUGUUCGCUUGUGGAGCCUCAUGGUACAACGGACGCAUCGCGGGAAGUCGGGUAUAUGUAACUGCAUGCUCCGAAAGUGUAAUUGUAAUAUCAGCAAAGGUGAACAUUUUAUCGCCCACGUAUUCAUUCAUUGGCAUCUAAGGCUGUGCAAUUAGGGCUGUCGAGAUAAAAAAGUUUGCAUUUUGUCGCCCAUGAGUUCGUCAUUUCUGGUAGUAUUCUGGGUCGCCGUCGAUUAUUGAUGUAGUGUAGCAUGCAAUAUCGGUUCUCGUCACCUGGAAGCUGGGGCUGUGCCCACUGAAAGUGGCUAAGGCAUUGUGGCUGUGGUAUGCGUAGACUGUGGUGCACCGCCGCAUGUGGAUUUAUCGGCGAAUAUCAGCACACAGGUAGCUGCUAUAAGCAGUGGUGAAUAUCGCCCAAACUUGCAGCUAUCCGCUCAUUUCCUGUUUUUACUGUCGAGGGUAUAAAUAAAGUUGUUAUAAAUCUUUC